Helicoverpa armigera (cotton bollworm) is the source of this 6165-nucleotide messenger RNA. RefSeq names its product nuclear receptor-binding protein homolog (gene Madm). Gene Ontology annotation, cellular component: cytoplasm; endomembrane system. Lineage: Eukaryota; Metazoa; Arthropoda; Insecta; Lepidoptera; Noctuidae. The record is from RefSeq and is a predicted model, not a curated record. The transcript is spliced from 10 exons. Bases 376 to 1887 code for a protein of 503 amino acids. Gene Ontology annotation, biological process: intracellular signal transduction; protein phosphorylation. Gene Ontology annotation, molecular function: ATP binding; protein serine/threonine kinase activity.
AAAAAAAAGUAAAAGUGUCACUAUGGAUUUAUAUUUGUGUCGAAUAGAAAUACGUCGAGAGCUGCGCCGGCGGACAAUUUAUUUCAAUUAUCAUGAAUAAGCUCAGUGGAGACGCUGUGUGUUAUCGUUUGCUCUAGACAAAUAUAUAAACUAUAUUAUUUGUCGAACAAAAGGUUAAUAGCGAGUGCCGUGCAACGAAUAAUGGUUUGGGAAGAAACUAUAGUGACGUCUCGCGAUUCAGCCUUGGAUAUUAUGGUUACGAGAAAAAGUGUAUUUUGAAAAUAUACCGAGUGUUUUCUUGUAAAAAACGUCUGUGAAGUAUUCAUCAACUGUGCGGUGGUUUUGUUCGACGUUUUGGUGUUGUAUAUCGGUGUUAUGUCGGGUGGCAGGAGUAUCGACAAGGAGCGAAAGUCUCCUCGGGAAAGCGGGGAGGAUUCGGAGGACGAGAGCGAGAUCUUGGAAGAGAGCCCCUGCGGCCGCUGGCUGAAGCGCCGGGAAGAGGUAGAACAGCGAGAUGUGCCAGGCAUCGACUGCGCGAACCUCGCGAUGGACACGGAGGAGGGCGUGGAGGUGGUGUGGAACGAGGUCCAGUUCUCCGAGCGCAAGAACUUCAAGGCGCAGGAGGACAAGAUCCAGGCGGUGUUCGACAACCUCACCAGGCUGGAACACCCCAACAUCGUCAAAUUCCACCGGUAUUGGACGGAUACACACAACGAUAAACCUAGGGUAAUAUUUAUAACGGAGUACAUGUCAUGCGGCUCCCUGAAGCAGUUCCUCAAGCGCACCAAGCGCAACGUGAAGCGGUUGCCGCUGCAGGCUUGGAAGAGAUGGUGCACGCAGAUAUUGUCUGCGCUCAGCUAUCUCCACGGCUGCGUGCCGCCCAUCGUGCACGGCAACCUCACGUGCGACACCAUCUUCAUCCAGCACAACGGCCUCGUCAAGAUCGGCUCCGUGGCGCCCGACGCCAUCCACCACCACGUCAAGACCUGCCGCGAGAACAUGAGGAACAUGCACUUUAUUGCCCCGGAAUACGGAUCAUCACAAAUGGUGACGCCAGCGAUGGAUAUCUACUCAUUCGGAAUGUGCGCAUUGGAGACCGCGGCACUUGAGAUUCAGGGCAAUGGCGACUCGGGCAGCCACGUCACGGAGGAACACAUCAUACGAACGGUCGAAUCCUUGGAGGAGCCGCGCCAGAAGGACUUUAUAUACAGGUGUAUAAACAAGGACCCCGCCAAGAGGCCGACGGCGCGAGAGCUGCUGUUCCACCCGCUACUCUUCGAGGUGCACUCCCUCAAACUAUUGGCAGCACACAUCCUUGUCAACACCACGGCGAAUAUAUCGGAGACGAUAACGGACGAGGUUGCCGGUGGGUCGAGCGGCGAGGCGCUCGCCUGGUGCGUGCGGGGCGGCGCCCGGGUGGAGCUGGCUGCCAAGGACCUGCAGCCGCAUGCCGAGAAGUUGGAGAAGUUCGUCGAAGAUGUCAAGUACGGCAUCUACCCGCUGACGGCGUACGGGCUAGCGGGCCCGGGCCGGGCUGCCUCCCCGGCCGCGCCCGCCGAGUCGCUCCCCGCGUCGCCCGAGCCGCGCGACCUGGAGACGCGCCGCGUGGUCAACUGCAUGUGCAGCCUCAAGCCCGCGCCCUCCCCGCACCACGACGCGCCGCCCGCUGACCUGCUGAUGACGAUCCUGCUGCGCAUGGACGACAAGAUGAACCGGCAGCUCACCUGCGCCGUGUCCCGCCGCGACACCGCCGCCGCCCUCGCGCUAGAGCUCGUGCAGCUCGGCUUCAUACACGAGGCGGACCGCGACAAGAUCUGUCGGCUGAUGGAGGAGUCUCUGCGCAGCAGCUUCGGUGCCCGCUGCACGGCUCCGCCGCUCAGCAGCUAGUGACGUCAGCGCCGUGACGUCAGCGCUGCUCGUGUCGAGGUUGGUUAGUCCCGUAGCCGCCGCCCGCCGGCGUACAGUACGUUAGAGUUAUACGCAUAUUUAUACCUAGCGAUGGUCGCCACGAUCAUGAGAUUUUGUAUUGCCGUGUCAUGUAUUUUGCAUAAGUAUGGUACCGAUAGUCCGCGGAAUUCCGACUUGAGGCUUGUUUAAGCGGGGAUCCUACGGUUCCGAAUGUUAUUUAUUUUUACUUUAAUGUUAGGAAGUAAGAAGUGUGAGCGCAACAUCACUAUUUAGUUUUAUAUGAAAUUAAACCAAUACGAUACCUACGAUAACUCGAGUCCUCGCGUAAACAAGUGUCCAUCUUGCAAUCUUCACUUUGAUCACAGCUUGUACUACUGACAGCAGUUCUAUGAGUUUUAUUCAAAGAAAGUAAGAAAAUAUCUGUAAUUUCGCAAAACUGCUGUAUAGAGUUAGAUAGAGUGCGGAUAGUGUACGAGAUGAGGUACCUUCUAAUAUUGCAUUUCACCUCCAAAAAAACUUACUAGUCGAGUGUGAAUCUAAAUCGAUCAGCCGAAUCAUUCGUUUUUAAAUUAAUCGAUACGCUUUCUUAAAGGAAAUUGUAAAAAUAUAAGUUCACUUUAAGGCGAAAUGUAAAAAUUGUAAAGUUAUUGAAGAUUCGGAACGGUUCAUAAUUUAGAACAUCGAGUAUGCUUUAGUGAUGUAGAAUUUUGUAUGAAUGUGUAUAUGUUAUAAAUGAUAUUUAAAAGAAAAAUAUUUAAAUUAAACGUUUACUUUUAAUUAUAUGUAUAGUGAGGCUUCCUCUUAGAGCUUUAUGGAUGUGGUUAUAAAUAAUAAGUAUACGGAAAAUUGAACAUACUCACUAUGAUGAUAAGGUUGAAAUUUGUACUGUACUCGCGUCGAUUAUUACUUUUUACUUACGGACGGACACUGGACUUUGUUUGUUGACUACAGUCGAGUAGUUUGUUAAGAUUUUUAAUGAGACGCUUAUUAUAUUAUUCUGUUUUGUAUGGACGCUUGUGGCUCUCACACCGGACGCUCUUUAGACCAAGUAACUGCAGAUAAAACUUCCUUCAUAUUAUCGAUGAAUAAAGUCACCAUAAUUUUGAUAGUUUAGUGAAGUCUUAAAAACAUGAUGAAAUGUGAGAGCGACAGGCGUCCCAUCACAUAUAUUGUAUGCAUGUUUGAAGUCAAUUGUCCAAACUUGUGAUGUUUUGAUGUAAAUUAAUGACUGUAUAACGAGCCUUGUAUUGAUAUCAGUGAAACAAAAAAUAAAUACAAAUCUUUGUCUUCACCUAUUUAUCGAUAAAUAGGGUUGUUACGAAAAUAUCGAAAUUUUUUUUGCUCUUGCAAUACAAGGUUCUUUAUGAAAAUAAUAAUAGUUUUGCAUUUACACAUACUUUUUGGUUAUAUACAAACGGUGAAGUUUCAGUUAAGAUACGUAACGCUAUAGUGGUGCUAGUAUGCGUGUGCAGCAGUCUAUUAAAUUCCUUAUAUUGUAAUAUCUCGACAAACGUGAACAUGGAAGGAUUACUUCAACUGUGUUCUUUUUCUAGCUGAUAGAAAUAGAGAGUAAAAAGGAUCGUAUAUAUCUUUGAAAUCUGCGAAAAGAAUUUGCUGUGGUUUCCAUCGAUAGUAUGUCGAUGGUAUGUCGCUUUCAUUAUGCGAAAGUUGAAAACAAAUUGAUUUGGUCUCUUUUUUACCAGUUGCCAGGACAGUUGUACAUAAAUGAUCCUUCUGUUUCCAAUUGUUGCAUUAUUGUGUAUAUUGUCAUACAUAUAGUAACGCAUCGGCACCGGUUCCUAGUUCGUUAGUUAUGUUUCAAAACCUUUUGGUGCUGACACACAUUUUUUAAUUUUAUAUUUUGAGAAAAUUUUCGCUUUUUCCGUAGAGGUGUAAAGUAACAAACAUAUUUAUCUAAAAGUUGCUGUUCUUAUAAAAAAAAACUUAGCAACAUGGCAGUUCAUCGUCAAGUUAUCGAUAAAAAUGUGCUUGUCGGUUACACCUCUACGGAGAGCGAGCUACACGUUUGGUUAACGCUAGUGGUGCCAAAUAUACGAGGUGCCAACAAUUCGUAUUACUUUCUCACGAGAAUUCAGUUAUUUUACCUUCAUUCCCACGAGUAAUGGCUUGCAGAUGACAAUAGAUAUAAAUCAUUUAUUAAACAAUAGAACGGAAAUGAAGGGAUAUCUAAACACCAAUGUUCGCAUCGAUAGAUUUUAAAUAUUUGAUAUUUUCUCUUCAGUAUUCUUGCUUUAAUAACUCCCAAGUACUCAAUUUAAUUUUUACCAGAUUUUUGUCUUUGUGCUUAGAUAGAGAAACAGUUGCCUAAUAUCAAGUUUCUGUUAUGAUUAGUACACACGAUGCGAACCCCUCAAGCCCCCUCGGUACAGAUGUUCAGGUGUUCGGUAAAGCAGCGUACUCACCGCGUUGGUUGUGUCCAGUCUACUGUGUGCAACAUGCUUUAUAUCGAUUGUUGAAGUAUUUUUGAGUACAGAUGGUAUCAGAAAUAGUAUUGCAAGAAAUCGAAAAUCUAUCGAUAGAAUUGAUCAAAUAAAGAGCCCAAAAUCAUUCUAACUUCGAUAAACACUAUCGAUGUUUUGAGUUACAUUUUAUUUGUCAGCCUGUAUUCCUCUAAGUCGAUAUACCUAUCUAUCGCACGGUACUGAAGAAUAAUUUGAUAUCAACAUGAGCAUGUUGCAGCAGUAGGCGUGGUGUCGGCAUGUGGCUAGGAGUGUUAGCGCAGUAGUGUAGAGUAGUGUAAACGAAAGACUGGCUAAUGUAAAGAGUUAGGUUUGUCGCGCGCGGCCGGUGUCGCUCCCCUCGAACACUUCGGCUUAAGUACUAACUUAUUAAGGUGCGGGAAUUUUCGUUGACGUUACCAAAAAACUAUAUACGCUUAUAUGUAUAUGUAUAUUAGGAAAUAUAAUUAAAUUAUAAAAAAAAUAUUAGGAAAUUAUUAAAUUGAAUUUGUCUCGUGGCACCGGCACCGCGCGAGUCACGUCGGGAGGUCAGAGCUAGUGAAGUGGCGUGUUCUUUGUAAAUAUUCGCUUUUAGUCUAAAACUAUACUUAUUAAUGAUUAUUGUUGUAAUGUAACUGAUUUACGUACCUACUUAUCUACCUAUAGCAUACAAACGCCGCUACGAUACUGAUUUGCUUGUAUUCAUUAUGUAUCUCGCAUUUUAUUUAAAUUUCGGUUUUUAUUGUUUUAAAUAAAACGACGCUGGUUUGGCUGAGUGGCUGUGUCUUCAUAGUGAAAUAAGCAGCUUAAAUCUUUAUUGAAUAAAUAUCUUAUGGAACACGACGUAGCCAGCCACUUCCCACCAGUAAUACUAAAACAUUCAGCAGCGGCUUUUAGCACAAAAGCCAUCACAACGUUACCUACACUGCUUUUGCAAUAAUUUUAGAUAACUCUCACCUUUAUCUAUGUUCCUAAGAGUACCACUUCACUUCGGUGGCGCUGCAAACAAUAUUCCAUUUUACUUUGCUCACCAACAUACAUCAACUAAACCAAUGCAGGCUUUUCUGAACAUUAACUCAAUCUGGUGCUAAACUAAUCCAUACUAAACUUAGGCUCUUGGAUUCAUUCAGAAAACUGUCGAGGCUAGAUCACUUUACUUUAGCGAAAUAAACCUAAAGACUUAGUCGAUAAGGCCCUUAUUCACUUGUACCCAAUGCCUAGUGAUGUAACGCAAGUUAUAGAUUAUACAAGUGUCGCAUUGACGUUAGUGUUGUACCCCAGCGGCGCCAGCCAGUGCAGUGGUAUCGACUUUUAUUUAAUUUAAUAUAACGUUGUUUAUAUUUUAGUUUCACUCAGAUUAUUUUUCUUUUGUUUUAUUUUUUUAUUUACAAAAAGUGGACACAUUAAUGAAAGAUGUUUAGUUUGAUUAACAAUAUAUUGUUGUAUAUAAGUACCCAAUCAGUGUUCUGGUUUUUUCUUUUGUUUAUCCAAAGAGAAAAAUGUGUUCAUCUAUGAAAAUAUUUUAAUUUGCGUUUUUAUGAGAUUGUAACAUAAUUAUUUAUUGGAUCCAGAAUUGCAUUUCCCACUCGAUGAUAUGAUUUUGUCUGCAGUUAACAUUGUGCAAGUAACCGAAGUAUGAUUUAGCUAUAGUACAUAUUAUUAUUGUAAUGAUACCUAUUAUGAUUAUGCUCAAAGUGACUUGUAAAGAAUCCAUAACAAAAUAUGAUCGAACGAUCGAGUGAUGUUUGCAUACUAUUCUACAAUAAAGAACGUCAAUAAAGUGUAUUUUAAAAAAGUA